GUAUAGCUAUAUAGCUGCUAUGUGUAACAACACAGGUUACCGAUGUCUCAACCUGACUAAAGAGCAAUGUGAUGCUCUCUCGCUGGCUACAGGAGUAUCUGAUAUUGUUACUGCCACUCUCAGCUUAUCUCUUUUGUAAUGGCAAUGCUGCACAUCCCGAGAAGCAAGUAUUGCAAGGAAGUCCUGGACAAAACUCCACUCUUGGCAAACUCUCACAUUCAGUGUACCAAUCCUUCAUCAGUGUGGGAUCAUUGCAACACUCCUAGCUACACCGUUUUCAACCCACCCCCAGAGAUGUCUGAUUGUGUCGACUAAGAUUAGUUAGAAAUUUUGUUGUAUGCACGCACAUUGUGUGAAUAAAUGUAUAUAAUAGUGCACUUCUCAAGGUUCAUUUUAGUUGACUGUGCAUUGUUCAUCAGCAUUUACUGUAGAUCUAACCACACCUAUGAAUCAACAUUUAAAUGACAUUCACGCUACAAUCAA
Molecule: messenger RNA, 483 nt
Organism: Geodia barretti
Lineage: Eukaryota; Metazoa; Porifera; Demospongiae; Tetractinellida; Geodiidae
Source: the annotation of a GenBank genome assembly